UCAUCUGCUAUUUGGGUGAUGUAAAUCAUUUCACCUGUUUCUUCACACUUCGCUGUACUUGCUUGUAGCCAACGUUCCACAGGCCCAUUGUUUACGCACAUGAUCAUGUUUACCUUUUUCCACGGCUAUCUCUUUCGCGAAGCAGCUGCCUGUGCCGUUCACUCUCACUCACUCAAUGUGUCCCGUUCGCUCCCGGCCCGACAUCGUACGACAUUGAAACUUUCGCACGCUUCGGACCAGGACGCUUCUCGUGCCCUCUGGAACACUAUAGUGCGUGUCACGGUUUGGAGUGAUAACAAAAGUGAGUGUGUGUGUUUGUGCAAUUACUGCAAACCGGACAUGACGUCCAAGGGCAUGUCCGGCGUGGCGUACGCUUGCGGCGGUACGACGGGACAGAAGAAACUUCCACGCGCCCCGGAAUACAACCUGCCGCUGGAAACGGUCGUGCGGAUUGCUCUGACGUGUAUUUACAUUGCGCUGGAGUUUAAGGCCCCGUUCGUGCGCAAGAUCCAGCCGGAAGAGCUGUGGCUGUACCGGAAUCCCCGCACGGACAGCUACGUACCGCUGACCAUGCUUUGGCCGAUCGUGCUCGGCGUGCCGGGGCUGGCAUUCACGCUGCACUAUCUGAGGACGCGGGACCGGCAGGAGCUGCGCUGCACCGUGCUCGCCUUCACACUCGGGCUCGGCCUGAACGGGGUGAUAACGAACACGGUCAAGAUUGCGGUCGGCCGCCCGCGGCCGGAUUUCUUCUGGCGCUGCUUCCCGGACGGUGUGCCGAACGACGAGCUGCACUGCACCGGGAAGGACAUGCGCGCACUGAUAGACGGGCGCAAGAGCUUCCCAUCCGGCCAUUCCUCCUUCGCCUUUGUUGGGCUCGGCUUCCUGACCUGGUACCUUAUCGGCAAGCUGCACCUGAUGAACGAACGGGGCCGGGGCCGGUCGGUGCGCGUGAUUGCCGCCGGGUUGCCCCUAUUUGCCGCCACCAUGAUCGCGAUCAGCCGAACGUGCGACUACCAUCACCACUGGCAGGACGUGACGGUCGGUUCGCUGAUCGGGAUCGUGCUGUCCUAUCUCUGCUACCGUCAGUACUUUCCCGCCUUUUCCGACCGCAACUGUCACAUGCCGUACGCGCUGCUCGACGCCACACCGAGCAGCCCGAACCGAGUGAAGCGUGCGCAACCACAGCCGGCUGGUGGAACGGCACCGAACACUCCGGCGCACCGGCCGACCCACUACGAGGCGCGCGCUCAGGAUGAUGAGCAGGAACAGGAUUCGGAUACCGAGACGAGACGGUUACUGUCCUCGUCACCGGCCGAGCAGAAGGAAGCGAAGUGGAUUUAGUAUGGCGG
This is a messenger RNA of Anopheles coluzzii, 1349 nucleotides long. RefSeq names its product phospholipid phosphatase 4. Bases 100 to 1341 code for a protein of 413 amino acids. The transcript has 3 exons. Gene Ontology annotation, molecular function: phosphatidate phosphatase activity. NCBI's taxonomy places the organism in Eukaryota, Metazoa, Arthropoda, Insecta, Diptera, Culicidae. Gene Ontology annotation, biological process: phospholipid metabolic process. The record is from RefSeq and is a predicted model, not a curated record.